CCCCCCCCCCCCCACGUUCUUUGAAUUUCUCUUGGAAAGAAGAGGUAUUCCUGUCCUCCUUCUGGUCACAAAGUUCCUGUAGCCAUGCCAAGUAAUUUCCCACAGUUCGCCGGACCUUUCCUUCCGCCCAGCUGAAUAACAGGACCCUCCAGGAUACGUUAGCUAAGAGGGUGUGAUCCCCUGUCUCUGGUCCUGCUCCUUGCAGUAAACAGCGUGACUCACAGCAAUGCUAUGCUUUCUCUUUACAUAAUAUUUCAUCAAAUGUGCUGCGCUGCUGUGCGAGCAGAGCUGUAAACAGUGGAAAAACGGCUUCUCUCCCUCCCUGUAAGGAUGUGAAAGCCACACGGUGAUUAGAAAAAAAGUUUAGGCAUUCACAAAACGGAAAUUAGCAGCUGCGGCGAGACCAGCACGCCGUUCCUGUGAUCUCUGCUGAGUGGAGUGUUUGAGCUGAACGAAAGGAGAUGGGGGAAAAAACAGGAGCCAUCAAGCAGGUUUCUGAUUCAGUGCGGUGAGGUAAGCCUAUGUACGCGCUCUGCAUAAACUGGCUGUCUCAGUAACUUUGUUCAUUGUAAUUAAGCUGUUUGGAUGUCUGGAGAAACAAGCUUUGGGAAUUCGUGCCUGUUUUGAAUGUUUUAUUUGUUGUGUCGUAGUCACUGCUCAGAAGUAUCCUUUUGUCAGAAAUGUAUUUUUGUACACUAAGCUGGCUGAUGAAAUUGGUAGUUGACCAACUAGGCAGGUUCACUGUUGGUGUGAGAUGAACUGCAUGUAAUUUUUGAGGAAAAAAAGAUCUACUCUGACUUUAUCAUCUGCCAGAUCUUUCACUUCUGUCUUAGUCUGGAUUUGCAAUCUGUGUGGCAAGAUGAGAAUUUACCUUCUAAACUCAAACCACGCAUGUGGUCAGCCAACUUUCCCAAGAAAGUUUUCUUAGCAAUUUUAAUAUUUGUUUUGAUAGUAGUAAAAAUAGAGAGACUUUCGUUGCUCAUUUUUUGUUUGCUGGCUCAAUGUUAUAAAUUUCUGAACUGAAAUAAAUAGACAAUAGUUUUGCAUCGCAAUGAGAUUAUAGCUUUUGGCAUUUAAAAGAAAUAUGUAUGACCAGAAUCCCAGUCACAAACAUCGUUCUGUUGAAAUUUACAGUUCUUAAUUCUUGCUAGAUUUGCAUCUCUUGUUUGUUUUUAUUUGAAGAUGAAUUCCUGCAGUUUCUCAGGGUUUACAGUCUGUCUGUAAAUCGUGUAUGGAAGCCCACAGGUGGUGGUGAGUGAGGGUGGGUGACAGACACAUUUGAUGGUGGGCUGUUGCUCCAUCUACAGCUUCCCAGUGAAGGUUAGGUGCGGCUGACUCACAGGAACGCUAUGUCACAGCGCUGGAGUCUGCAGCCAUGCGGUCUGCCGCGUGUGGGCAGGAGGCUGUCCCAUUCUCGGGCUGACUUUGCACGCCUCUUAAAUUUUUUUGUUUUUUUUUUGCCGUCAGGAGCCUUGUGUAUCAGAGAUCCCCAAUGGCCCAGUGGUUUCCAAGUUACAAAGUUUGUUAUGGUAAUCUAGCGGGUGAAUGUUUUCCAUCUUGCCCCCAUUUUGCAGUGUAAUACAUUCCUUAGAUUUCAGUUAGGUUUGGAAUUUGUUAGAGUGUUGGAAGGCCUUCGGUUCACACUGUAAAUCACACUGACAGCUUCGGGGAUCCCUGCCUCUUAAGCAUGUCACAGUUUGUCUGAUCUCUGUUCAGAUUUGCAUGACUUGCAUAAUUUGGCCAACUAUUGAUAUCACAUGACAAGCUGAACACUGCUAUUCCUCCAAUAUUUUUUGCCAGUACUCUUGUCUACACAGAAGUAAUAUAUACAGUUACGACUUAUCCCUGACAGAGAGGCUUGCAUGUUAAUUGUUUGCAUAAUGUUUUAGAAGAACUGGAAUAGUGGUUGAAGAUGCUGGAAUAUGGUUUUCAUGAAUGUUUACCUAUAAUGAUGACAAGGAUUAAUGUAGUUCUUUCAUUUCAAGUAAUUAAUUUCCAAACCAGAAGCCAAUCUUGUCAUAUUAUUAAUUUCUUUUAUAGUUGCAAUUAAGUCUAACGUGUCAGGCAUUGUUAAAUAUACUAAUCAAUAAGUAUAUAGGGGCUAUAGAGAUAUGUUUGCAUAUCUGUGAAAUAUAUUAUGAAGCAAUUCUCUCCUUUUAAACGGAGACACAAAGUGUUAUUCAAGUUUGUGCUACAGAAUGUUAUUUGUGAAAGAAGCCCAGCAUCUGACAUAGCUGUCCCCCCACCGGCGAGGUGCUGUCCCCCCCCCCAUUUGCUCGCAAUGUGCAGUGGUUACUUUGCCAGUUAAACCAGAACUAGAAAAGAAUCGCGGAUCUUCCUGCUUUUUUUCCUUCUCAUUUCAGCAAAGCAGGCACAUUUCCUUGUUGCUUUCUGAAUACCCCUAAAGAGAAAUGACUCCCGGUAAAAGAACAGAAGGGCUGACUCCAUUGGCUUUGUGCUUGUAAUUAAUCUGUAUUUCAUCUUUCCUGUAAUGACAAAAUCAGCUUUUGUAUGGGUGAUUUAAAAAAAAAAAAAAAAGAAUUUAGCUCUACUGCACUGACUGGCAGCUGAAGCCAUUGGGUGGCCAGGUAUCUGAUGGUAACCAGUGUGUCAGAUGGAGAAACACCCCCCCCUCAGCUUGGGGACGAUGAGAUGUGCAUUCCUGAGAAAUCCAGCCAGCGCCGGGAAGGUGUUGGAUUCCGACCACGCUGCUUAUGUGGCAAAUACCGUUUGUAUUGUCCUUUUGUUUGUGGUAAACUGAAAGAAAUACAACAAACUUUGUGUUUAAAAAGUCCUAAGAGGAAUCCCCCACUUAGUGUGGGUGCUGGUGCAUCAUUAUUAUUAUUUUACUUUUUGCUGUAGAAAAAGUGUCAAGUUUGCAAAACUUGUCAGUCCGUCAGGUUAUUUAUAACCAGGAAAGUUAAAUAAAGACAGGCGAGAUGCUUUUGCAGAGCGUGCCGGGUAAUAGGAUCUCGCUGGCGGAGUCGUGGCCUAAAUCUGAUAAAGAGCAUUGUCUGACAGAAAUGCCAUGCAAUGCAGACUGUCAGCGUCAUGCAGAUUUUGUCCGUGUUGUUAAAAGUGUUAGUUGUUGGAAACACGCAGUUCUUUUAUGCGUUUUCACCUGUUUGUGUGUUACAACAACCGGACUUUACUCCAAAAAUUGUUUUCUGUGAAAUGUCAACUUUUGGUGGGAUCUUUUUUUCCCAUUUGCCAGUUGUGCAGAAGUAUGAAGAACAUAACAAUCUGGCCAAACCGGAACGUUAGCAUGCUAGAAAGAGUAUACAUGUAUUUGUUGUCGCAUCAUGUGAAAGCGAACAUUCGCGUGUUUUCUUUCCUCUUUUCAUUUUAUGUGGUUUGUGCGCUCUUGUGUUGAGCGAGCUGCCCGCCCUGUUUGUGAUGUGCCUUUCGCAUCGCCUCAGCCCUUUCAACUGAAGGGCGCUAAUGUGUACCACGUGUGCGACCAUGUUGUGAAUGAGCCUGUUUACUCUCUGCUCACCCAUGUGACCAAUUUUCCGGCACUGAUUUGAUGUUGCUUGGUUGUGGUUGGGGGGUGGGUGGGGUGAUUCUCUCUUCUGGAUAUUUCCAUGACAACAGGCAAGGGACAACAAAGAAGCUCCUUGAAGGUCUAGUGUGGACGGUGGCAUUCGCAGGCCAAUGCGGACCCGAGCCUUUCCUCCCUGAGGCCCUGUGCCGAUGCUUUUCACGGCGUGGCUGGUCCCACAGGUCCAGGAUUCAGAAGCCAAUGAUUCUUCUAGGAACUGACUUCCUCGCAUUUCUGAGGGAUUCUGGACAGCUGGAUGCACGCAGGGCAUGACGACGCAUUUUAAAGCUUUACAGGUGAAAAAUGAGGCGGAGGAGAAUGCGACCGCCCUCAGCGAUGACGAGCUGGUGGCCAUGUCGGUGCGGGAGCUCAACCAGCACCUGCGCGGCCUCACCAAGGAGGACAUGGUGCGGCUGAAGCAGCGGCGGCGCACGCUGAAGAACCGCGGCUACGCCGCCAGCUGCCGCAUCAAGCGCGUCACGCAGAAGGAGGAGCUGGAGCGGCAGAAGGCGGAGCUGCAGCGCGAGGUGGACAAGCUGGCGCGCGAGAACGCCAGCAUGCGGCUGGAGCUGGAGGCGCUGCGCUCCAAGUACGAGGCCCUGCACUGCUUCGCCCGGACCGUCACCUGCAGUCAGCUCUCGCCCAGCAAAGUGGCCACCACCAGCGUCAUAACCAUCGUCAAGUCCACCAAUCACAGUCCUGUCUCCACCCCUUUCUCCGCCCCCUCUUAGUGAUGGCCGGGGAGGGCUCCUUUUCUACGCCUCCCGCCAGUCGGAUGCAUAUAUCAUUUAAAGGGUCCCGUGAGGAUUCUGACAUUGUCACAGACUUUACCUGUUCCCUCUUCCUCAUAUAAUCUGCAUCGCUUGUGCCGAUUACAGUGUCAUCGCAAGCUGAGCUAUAAACCCACGGCCUCAGUGGGCCAAAGCUAACCCUUGGUUGUGUUCCUGAAGUAAUGCAAACAAAAUAUGCAGCAUGUCUCUGUGACACAUCAAAUGAUUGUGUGGGUUUUUAUGAUCACAGAGACGGCUGCUCCUCCGACAGUUACAUUUCUGCAAAGAACAUGAAAUAGCUAAGAAUCUGAACUGAAGUGGAUGGAUGCAGACCAGUUCUCAUUCACGGUAUCUUUUUUCCAUGUAAUGCCUGAAACAUUUCCUAUUUUUUUAAUACUCUGUCAGGUCCGAGAUCGUGAGUUUUAUACAUUCCACAGCAAUGUAAACAUAAUGUCAUCCUCUUAAUGCACCUAUAUAUGAAUAGGUGUUUAGAUAGAUUCACUUGGAAUCAAUUGCGCAUAACCGAUCUUCAAAGACAGGCAUGAUACCUGAGCUGUCUGUCUAUAUCAGGUAUAUUACAAUUGUUCUAGCAGUGAUAGAAUUGGUUUUUUUUUUUAUCCAUUUACUCAUACAAGCCGCAUAUAAACUUUCUUGUCACUAUUAAACCAAAAUCAGUGGUGAAAAGUCAGACUAUACAUUGAACUAAAUAAAAACACAGGGUGUUCUUGUGCGAACACAGUCAGAGGGAGUAUCUCAGUGAGAAGUAAGACCUGAGUAAAACCUGAAAUCUACAUCCAAGCUGUUUUGGCAGGAAGGAACAUGGCUAAUUUAUAUAACAUAUAUGUAGUGUGUUUGUGUAUAUAUAUGUAAUAUAUACGUAUAGAUCUUUGUAGUUAUGUUUCUCCUGAGCUGUUAAUAUUGUAUUGUGUUAGGUAAUCCAUAUUGGAUAUGGGAGGUUUCAUUAUAAAAAAAAUAAAAUAUUCAGUUUCUGGGUAGACAGCACAGGCAUAAAUAGCUAAUUUUCUGAGUUUCGCGAAAUGAAAAUUGGCUGUAAUUACAGGCCAUGUCUUUUAUGUGGGAACAUGUCACCCUUUUGAUGUCGCUCCUACUGCUCGGUCUCUGCAAAGCAUCACUGCUGAUGUGAGUCAAAAGCACUUGAUGGUUUUUUUUUUAUGUUUCAUUUUUAGAGAUGAACAUUUGGGUGAAGAGAGGAGGGGGGGAGGGGUAACUGACACAGAUACAGAAUCUUUGUCGCCCCCUGCCAGUGUGGAUAUAUUGGAUGAUGCAGUGUGAUAAAUGGGAUCCAUUGCCCAAGCUUGCUCGCCGUCCAGUGAUGUCACACUUGGGGAUUAUGGGAGUCAUCAGUGUUUCCCCGUGGAGACGACUGCACUUCCCUUCUUGGUUAGAUGCCAUUAAAGAACGGGCCAUUUUGCUGCUGUAUAGCCCAAUGCGUUACUAUCAGUCUCUUUGCUCUUGUAAUUUUUGUUUUUCAUGUUAUUUUCCUUGAAUCGUUUGAUCAUGAUCAUCCUCUAUUUUGCUGUAUAUUAAGUUAAUCCUAUAAUAUAUGAAAUAGCAAUCACUGUUCCAGUUUCAGAUUUCUUUUUAGACUUUAUAAUGUUUGACACAUUCUUGGGGUUAAAAGUACAUUUGUCCCAGAAGAACUAUACAGCUUCUUGAAUGCAGUAAUGUACUUGACUAAAACUGGAGUGUUUGUAUGAAAUAGAAUCCAAUAUAUUCCCCAUUUCUAUCAAUAAUUAGGACUAAUUAAUCUGGGAAUUGUCCAUAAUCUAAUCAGCAGCGAGAAGCCUUUGAACAAUAGAUGUUAUUGUUACAAAUCCUAUGAAUACUCAGUCUGCUAUUUGAAGAGGAAAGGUGUUUUUUCUUGUCUUUCCAGCACUUAUUGUCCUGCAUGUGAGCAUCAUUCUGUGUUAAGCUUACCCCCUAAAACAAAAGCAUUUGACAUAAUUUCAUUUUAUUUUUGUAGUUAUUUUGUGGUUUGUUGUCCAUAAUGGUUCAUUGGUCACAUGAUCAGUAUAAAAUACUGUAAUUCCUUCCUGAUGGAAGCGAAGAGAGAAAUAGUUUUGUCUUAACAGAAUUUGUAUUAGCAGAAUGAUGGUGUCUUUCUGUACUGACACCUAGUGGCGAACUCGUGUCUCUAAGACAUAGUAUAAAAUAACUGGAUAAGAUUUAUUUAAGGCUGCUCGUUCUUCUUUCCUCCUGUGUUAACUGCUCGUCUGCCCCUAGUUCUCCAUUGGCCAGGUACUCGCCCUGAAUCACGGGAUAAUUGGUCACACAAGUGAGAGCUAACAGAGAAUGGGCAUUUUCUGUUUUAGGGCUCAAGUCAGUUAUCGCCAUGAAGCAAGGAAGCUAGACAUAAACAAGGGGUGUUGAACAAGGGUGCAAAUACAUCUCUCCUUUUCUGCCCUGUUCUUGAGUGUAUGUACUGUAUUUUUAUGUUAUGGUUUAGUUUGUUUUUACUUCGUAGUACUAUGUUUCAUUUGUAUUGGAAUACGCAAACAUGAUUGAAAGCAGUUUGUCGGUAUAUGAGAACUGAGAUCAUUCUGUCUUUAUACUUUAUGGUCUAUUUCCUGAUAGCAGUCGCUGUUAAAUUAUUCAAUAUUUUCGAUAUAUAACAGUUUCUAAGUUAUACUCUGUGUGUUUGCUCUGAACACCAUUCAAGCUCCUUGCCAAACACGCACAAACACAUAAUCCCAGUUAAUUUGUGUGGUGCAUAAUUUGCACUGAAUGCAUUAAAAAUGAGACAUGAAGUAUGCUGCUUAAAAAAGACUUUGGACACAUCGAUAUACAAAGAAUUUAAAAAGAUGUACUUAACAAAUGUUAAUGUGUCCUAGUAUGGUUUGCAUAAAAUUUUUAAGAGUAUGAUGAUUGACAUGGUCUGGUUAUCUUGGAUAUGAUGGAUACAAAUUUUGUUUCUUUUUUGUCGCUGUGAGGUACACAGAUGGUGCAGUGAUCCAUACUGCAGUACCACUGGCAUCAAUUAAACAGCUUUAAACACCAGUAAACUAUCUUACAGAAACUAUGGUCUUUGCAUCGUAAUUCAGUUUAUUAGCAUCUUAGUUAUUCAGAGUUUUCACUUUUAUCUAAAUUAUUGGAUUUAAUUUACUUCCUAGUUUGAUGGCUGUAUAUACAAAGAAAAAAUAUUUUCCAAAACAUUUUUUUUCCAUACUCUGACUGAAAAUAUAAUUUAUUGCUGUAAAGAAGAGUCCAUUGUGCCUGUUUUGUACUUAGGUGCUGAAAAUAAAGCGUUUUCUCAUUAAAA
Messenger RNA from Brienomyrus brachyistius, 7591 nucleotides. RefSeq names its product transcription factor MafK-like. Gene Ontology annotation, molecular function: RNA polymerase II cis-regulatory region sequence-specific DNA binding; DNA-binding transcription factor activity, RNA polymerase II-specific. Gene Ontology annotation, biological process: regulation of transcription by RNA polymerase II. The transcript has 3 exons. Lineage: Eukaryota; Metazoa; Chordata; Actinopteri; Osteoglossiformes; Mormyridae. Gene Ontology annotation, cellular component: nucleus. The record is from RefSeq and is a predicted model, not a curated record. Bases 3811 to 4272 code for a protein of 153 amino acids.